AUGACAACCAUUGAAGAGACAAACAUCAAGCCCGUUGCGACACCAGUCGAGGUGGGCAUCUCAAUCAUUCAAUACGACCCCGCUCUCGCCUCCCUCAUCGGCCCAAGCCCAACCCACGCCCUCCUCCUCUCCUCCGUAGACACCUCAGCCAACGCCUUCUUCCACCGCGGAUGCGUAUACGUCUCCUCCCGGAAAGAGCUAUGGACGACCUCCGCCCCUCUAGCAGCAACGGACCCCACGCGGCCCCCCACGAUCCUCAUGUCAAAGGUCAACAUUGAGCCCAGCAAAACCAACGAUACACUCUCCGUGAAAUGGGCCAAGAUGCGCCCGCCCCCAACCAUGCCCAUGCCCGCGGGCGGCUGCGCAGUCGGAGACGACGUCGCCGUCUGGUGUUCCCAGGGGACCAUGGCCUUGCAGACGGGCGGCGUGCUGAUGAUGCAGGCGGGUAGACCCCCGCAGCGCGUGGCGUCCGGCUACUAUGGCCACGAUUUCAACUCCCCACACAGCGCGGCCGUCUCGCCCCUCGAUAACGGCAUCUGGUUCACGGAUCCGUGCUGCGGGCAUGAGCAGGACUUUAGGGCGCGUCCUCAGCUGCCGCCGCAGGUGUAUCGCUGGGAGCCGAAGACGGGGGAGGUGAGAGCUAUGGCGGAUGGGUUCAAGCGGCCGACUGGGAUUACGAUUGACGAGGAGUUUUCGACGGUGUAUGUUGCGGAUGCUGGUGGCGUGCGUGUUGAUGGGAGCCUCGACUUGACCGAGUGA
Messenger RNA from Colletotrichum fioriniae, 759 nucleotides. RefSeq lists its product as uncharacterized. The record is from RefSeq and is a predicted model, not a curated record. NCBI's taxonomy places the organism in Eukaryota, Fungi, Ascomycota, Sordariomycetes, Glomerellales, Glomerellaceae.